Molecule: messenger RNA, 516 nt
Organism: Colletotrichum chrysophilum
Lineage: Eukaryota; Fungi; Ascomycota; Sordariomycetes; Glomerellales; Glomerellaceae
Exons: 2
Coding region: 1-516 (171 amino acids)
Source: RefSeq, a predicted model, not a curated record
AUGAUCGCCUCGAUUGCCGUGGAGCGUCGCGGUGUCCACCCCCAUGCCGUCGCCCAAGUCUCCAUCGCCCGAUUCUCCAACAGCGGCCCGCUCUCGCUGGGAUACCUCGCCAUAAAGCACUCACAACUAGACGCAGUCGUCAGGUUGAUGAUUGUGCUUCUCAUCUUGACAACUCUCGCCGUGCAGUUUGUCUCAACGCUGCUCGUGUCUGACCUCCAGCAGAGCGAGAUCAUCUCGUUCGCGCGGACGGUGCCUACCUUGUUCUACUAUCGAGGUCGCGAGAGUCCAGCUAUUUCGACACGGGAGUAUCCCGAAGAUAAUGUGGAUAUGGGAGCCGAUCCAGACUACUAUUGGUUUCAAGGACCGCGCUCGGCCGAAACGUUCGCCGAGUACUCGGAGCCUCAGAUAGAUGUCGAUGGGAUAGAUGAUACAGGCCCGACCAUCCGAGCGUUUCUUCCAUUACCCUCGACGGACGCAAGGCAAUCGCUCGCCGAAUUUAGGGCCGGAAAUCAGUAA